CAAACCUUUUCAUUACCUUUUCAUGUUUUCCUUUUCUCUUUGCUAACUGGGUUUUUCAAUUUGUAACAUAUUAAAUUUUCUUUUUUCUCUUAGAAAAGAGCUACAAUUUACAACCUAAUAUUAUUAUAUUUAUCUCCCCCCAUUCGCAUACUCGCGUGAAUUUACAAUGUUUGAGGGGGUUGUGGCGACGUUGCUCAACAGGUUUCUCGGAAACUACGUGACCAACCUCGAAACCGCACAGCUCAAGCUCGGCAUCUGGCAGGGUGAUGUGAAGCUCGAGAAGCUACGUCUAAAGAAAGACGCUCUGGACAAGCUUCAGCUGCCUGUCGAUAUCAAAGAAGGCUGGCUUGGAACCCUGACUAUCUCGAUCCCCUGGUCGAAUCUUAAGGGCGAGCCCGUGCGAAUCCACAUUGAUGACGUGUAUGUGUUGGCCACGCCGCAGUUUCAGGAAAACUUUGACCCGGAGCGCGAAGACGAGCGCGAGUACAAGCGCAAGAUGCACAAGCUCGAAAACGACGACAUUCUGCGGCUGCAGAAGAUGACCGGGGCCAAGGGCGGCGCAGAGGAGGACACCAAGAAGCAGCAGUCGUUCACCGAGCAGCUGGUGGCCAAGAUUGUCGACAACCUGCAGAUCGUCAUCAAAAACAUCCACGUACGCUACGAGGACCACAUCAGCAACCCAGAGCAUAUGUUCGCCGUCGGAGGCACCCUCGGAGAGCUCUCCGCCGUGUCGACCGACGAGGCCUGGCGGCAGGCGUUCCUGAAUGACUCGGGCAACGUCAUCCGCAAGAUGCUCAAGCUCGCUCAGUUCUCCAUGUACUGGGACACCGACUGCCGGACGAUGCAGGGGCUGGACCACGAGGGGUUCAUCCGGAGCUUUUCAGAGUCCAUCAGGGACGGCAGCCGGCAGCCAAUCCUGCAGCCCGUUGUGGGCAUGGGCAAGCUAACCAUGAACAAAAAGCCGACGCCCGAGGAUGUGCGCACACAGGCCGAGUUCGAGUUCGACCAGCUGGCUUUUGAGCUGGAUAACGAGCAGUACGCAGACGCCCUUCUGCUUACCACAGCGUUUGACUAUGCCAUGCGCCAGCGCCGCUACCGCAAGCACCGGCCACCCCCCGGUGUGCGGCCCAAGGACGACCCACGCGCCUGGCUGCUCUUCGCCAUGCGCAGCGUCUACGACGAAGUCCACGACCACAAUUACCGCAAAACGUGGGAUUUUCAAAGGGAGCGUAGGGAUGACCGCCUGCUGUACAUCCGCGUAUACACGGCCUUCAAGGUCAACCAUGGUGUGCUGCCUGAGAUCGAUAGGAUGGCGCUGGACGAACUGCACAGAAAGCUGUCGUACCAGGAUAUUCGCUUCUAUAGGGCGCGCGCAGAACCGGCGAUUCGCAAGCAGCAGUACUUGAUUCGCAAGCGCGAGAGUGAGCUCAACAAGGCUGCAGGUGGAAAGGGUGGCGUUGGUGCUAGUGGUAGUGGCGCUGGCGGCGCGGGCAGCGGUGUGGGCGGCAAUGCCGGAAUCACAGGAUGGGUUGGCGGCUGGGUCAGCAGCUGGGUGACGGGCACCCCUUCGCAGCCCAGCCAGCCAACCAAGUCUGACUCCGCAACCGCCACAGCCUCUGGGAUUGACGACGACGAGACAAUGGAGGAGCAGAUGCAGCUAAGUGAGGAGCAGAUGCAGGAGCUCUACGAUACCAUUGAGUUCAACGAGGACGACGUCAACGAUGCCGAAUACGACCUGCCGCAGGAAACCAUCAAACUGGCGGCCACCGCCAUUCUGCGCUCGGGGUCACUCCGGCUUAAAGUUGACCGCAAGACGCGAGACCACACGUUGAUGGGAUUUCUAUUCGACAGUCUCAAGAUUGACAUUCUGCAGCGGCCACAAAACCUCGUGGCUGAUGUGUCCAUGCACGGCUUUGAGGUUGUCGACGGCACACUGCCGGACACGCAAUACCCGCGGAUCAUCUACGUCCAGAGCGACGAGCACGAGGUUGUUGCCCAGCCGGACACAAGUACGGGCAUGGGUGUAAUGGAUGCCGUGGCUGAUGCUCCCGGCGGGCUUGCAGGUGCAGUUGCCGGCGACAAUUCCAGUCAGAAGAGCGGAUCUGUAAAUGUCACCCAGGACCCGUUUAUGCAGAUUCAUUUCGAGAAGGACCCGCUCGACGGACACGCCGACUCGGUGGUCAACGUCAAGGUCAAAUCGCUCAAUGUCAUUUACCAUCCGACCGCCGCCCGCGCCAUCAUUGAUUUCCUCGAGCCGCCCUCCAGCGCGUCCGCCGAAUCCGUGCACGCGCUUAUCGCCGCAGCGUCCAAAUCCGUCGCUGGGCUGCGCGACCAGACCCGCGCGGGACUCGAGUACGCCCUGUACAAGCACAAGACAGUCGAUGUCAAGGUUGAUUUUGACGCGCCCGUGUUUGUCAUUCCGCAGGACAUGCUUGAUCCACACAGCCAGGUGGUGGUGUUGGAUACCGGGUACCUGACUAUUGAGUCGCAGCUGGUCGAUAGCGCAACGUCUGAGCGCAUUCGGCAGAAGCAGCACCAGGUUUUGUCGCCUGAGGAAAUGCGCGAUUUGGAGAGCCUCAUGUAUGACCAUUUCGACAUGAAACUGCACAGUACGCAGUUGCUUGUUGGCUCGGAUCUCGCCAGCUGCAUGCAGGCGCUGAAGGACGGCGUUUCUAACACCAGCAUCCAUGUGGUCGACCGCAUUGAGCUGAACUUUGACUUGGGCCUGUGUAUUUUGAGCGAGCCACCGCUGCACAUGUCCAAGAUAACCAUUGAUGGCAGCCUGCCGUCACUGCAGGUGUACUUUUCGGACCGCAAGUACAAGGCCAUCAUGGGCAGCAUCGACCUGAUUCUCGAGGCCAUGCAAGACGAUCAAGUGGAUGUCACACUGCAGUACGAGGCUGGCCAGCUGGCGACGGCUUUUGGUGCAGGCGGCAUCUUCCUCAAUGCCGACCAGGCAGUUGACUCCGACGAGGCACCCGACGCCGAGCUUCUUUUGGCUGCCAACGACAAUGAUAUUGUCGGCGACACCAGUGGAAAUGGCAGCGAUGAUGACGCCAAAUCGGAUGCCGGGUCGGCCGAUGAGUUCUAUGAGACCAACGAGCAGGCCAGCGAUCCACGCGGCGGGCUUUCCGCAGGCCGGCUGCGGCGCAAGACGCGCGAGACGCGGACGGAUAUUGGCAAGGAGCCCGAGCGCACCCUGGUCAAGGUCAACUUUGCCGUGGACAAUCUGGUAGGGUUUAUUUGGCGCACGCACACGGAUGGCCGCGAGGAUCUACAUAUAGCCGAUAUUGCCGUGACCGGGCUGGCUAUCGAGUGCAUCAACCGGCCAUUCGACCUUUUCGCCAAUGUCACUAUUCACCAAGUCACGCUGGAAGACCAUUUGAUGCGCAACACCGGCAGCAACAGUAGUGGUGGCGGUAGUGGUGGUGACCAACACGUGUUUGCGCUGACCUCGGAUAUUGCGCAGGCCGACGCUAAUGGCGAGACCGACAAGAAUCUGAUUGCUGUCAAGUACCACAGGUGCCAGGCCGACCACCCUGAGUUUACGACCACGUAUGAGUCCAUCGGGCAGACUGUCAGCGUUGACAUUUCGUACCUGAACCUGAUGGUAGUGCGCAAGACCAUUCUCACAUCGUACGACUAUAUCCUCAAGACGUUCACCGACGAGGGCGGCAGCUCGCAGCAGUUGUCGUCGCAGAGCAGCGAGAAGCAGUCGGAUAAGUCGAAAAACGGCGCAGACGCAGACGCAGACCCAGAGCCAUCUGAUCCGGCAUCGUCAAUAUCACCAUCGUCGUCGUCGUCAGAGAACGUCAAGUCGCUGAUUCAGCAGGCACUGGACACUAUCCGGGUGGACAUUCGAUUCAAGGGAACGGACUUUAGCCUCUGCCACGAUGACGGCACACCCAUCGCCCUUCUCUCUGUGACAGCAGCGACAAUGCGCGUCCUAGUGACCAGCGAGAUCCUUCUCGAAGCCAAAGUAGGCAACAUCCAGCUGACCGACCAACUCGACCUCAUACCCACGCAUACGCAUAAUCACUACCCACAGGGCCACCUAGACCCCCAGCGUCUGCUCAUGUACAUCAAGGGCGAUGAGCUGGCGGACCUGCGAUACGAAACAUUUGAUCCAAAGUCGCUUAGCUACCCGGGGCACAACGCUGCGGUUAAACUGCGCCUGGGCGCCGCCCACCUGGCCUUUAUCGAGCGACCGAUUCGCGAGCUGAUGCUUUUUGGGUCGAGAUUUUCUGCUAUGCACGGGCUGUUCGAGGCUGCCAGGCAGGCGGCGGCCAAUGGCACAACCCAGCUGACGGAGGAGAUGAUGGGCGGAGCGCAAAAGUAUCAUUUCGACGUGGCCAUGUCCGCGCCCGUCAUUAGCUUCCCGCGCGACGGCUUCGUCCCCUAUGAUGACACGGUGUCCGACGCCAACAACGCGGGUGCUCUGGGGGUUGACAUGCUUGUAGCCCAGCCUGGUGAGCUGACUAUUUCAAACGAGUUCACGACCGUGCGCGAAAUGGGAAAGGACUGGGACGUCAACCAUAUAUCACUCGGUCUGCGCCGCAUAGGCAUAAAGACAGUGUUUAUGCUGGACGAGGAAGAAGACCCCAGCGAGCACGGCAGCUUUGGUCAGCGCAGACAGCAGGUGCUGCAGAUCCUCGAGGACGUCGACUACAAGAUGGACAUGCAUAUGUUAAUGCAGGGCCAUAUUCCGGGAUGCCCGCGGCCAGUCACAGAGCUCAUUGGCAUGCUGAGUCCGAUCAAGAUGAAGCUGACAGAGUAUCAGUACAAGAUGGUCUAUGAUCUGUUGGGUGUCAUUGGCAGGGUGUUCGUGACGGACCCGGGGGCGCCGGAUAUCCCCGACCCCCUGACUGGCGAUCAGCUGCUGGAUUUGGAUAUUCUGCGCGAGAAUCCGGCGACAAAGCAGGCGCAGAACACCCGUCAGGCGCUGGCGAAUCUCGGGCAGAGCUGCCACGCGGAAUUCCAUCAGCAGCCAAAGCAACAAUCAAAGCAGGCGGAAUUGGAAGAGGUCAGCGGGCAGUUUGCCACAAUUGAUCUGUACGUAACCCUGGCGACGAUUCAGCUGGAGCUGUUCCGCGGCAGCGGGUUCAACCUGGACAGCAUCCAAAGUGCGUCGUUCACGCGCAUGGACAUUAACGACUUUUCGAUCAAGUACCGGUCCAAGGCCAACGGCGACAGCAAAGCAGAGAUGGCCAUCGUGGCCGUCCGCGCCUACGAUACGCGCCCAGGAACCGAGAACCAGUUCACGCAGAUAAUCAGCCCGACGAUUACCUCUGGCGGCAACAAGGACACCAAGGGAACCAAGGGCACUACACAGAUGGAGACCUCCACCUCGGUCGCUGCUGCUGCUGAUGGUGCUGCCAGUGGUUUGCAGCAGAUUAGCCACGCGAGCAUGCACGCGAUUGCGCAGGACACGCCGAUUGAGGAGGAUGCCACCAGCCCACAGCUUGUGUGCCAUAUUGACAUGCGGCCGAACCAGGAUAUGGUUGUUCUGCUGACACUGGACAGCCCACGCAUCAUCCUGGUCCUGGACCACGCGUUCCUCCUGCUGGCCUUUGCCAUGAGCGUCUUUCCACCGGUACAGCCUGCCUCUCCCACACCAACUCAGCAGCAGCAGAAGCAGCAGAAGGACACCAUCGGCAGCAGUCCAGAGCCCGGAAGCUCCGGCGGACUGAUCUACAAGAUCGACGUGUUACACCCCGAGAUCAUUCUCCUGGCUAAUCCGCAGAGCCGCUCGUCCGAGGCGCUCAUCCUCUCGAUCAACCAGAUCAUCCUGGCCCAAGAGGGCAUGUUCUGCGCAACCCUGGACGAAAUUGGCGUUUCCCUGUGCACAAUCGACCGGCGCCAGGAGACCAGCCGCAAUGUUAUGGAUCCGUUUACAGUCAUCACCACAAUGGACAGUCGGGAGGUUCCAGCGGACCCGAGGCGCGGCACGCAGCAUACACAGAUUGCAGACGUGUCUGUAGAUGUUGGAAAUCUGCUUUUGCGCCUGGGGAUCAACGACAUCAUCCUGAUGCUCGACAUAUUCAACACUGCUAUGGAGCUGAUGUACAAGAAGGACGAGGCCGCCAGCAAGAUUGUGCCCAGCCCGGAACAGCCUGACGCCAGGCACAUGCGCAGCUGCACACUGCCGCAGCAGCAGGGCUCGCCAGGUGCCCAGAGCGGCAGCGGCGUGUCGGCCACAUCAGCACCCGCCGUGCUGCGCAGCACCGCUGGUGCUCCACAGCGUGACGGCGCGCGCAUAGUCAAGGAGACAAUGCGCGCGACAGUCGCGUCCCUGCGCAUCGUCGUUAUCCGUGACAUGUUCGGACUACCAGUGUACGCGUGCACGGCAAAGGAGUUCCAUGUGGAUGUCAGCGACUGGUCAGUGGGGCUGCGCGUGCAGAGCAGCCUGGUGCUGGAGGCGUCGUACUUCAACCGGCGCAAUACGCACUGGGAGCCGUUUGUUGAGCCAUGGGGGUUCCGCGUAGCGCUGGCGCAGGGCAGCGACGGGGCGCAGCGUAUUGAUGUUGGCGCAACAGACCGACUGCUAGUUAACGCGUCGCACGCGUUUGUCGAGGAGACCUUGGGGCUGGCGGCACAGUGGGGCGACGAGAUGGCGCGGCACGAGGCGCGACAGAAGCAGGGCGCGGCGCCGGUCGGUGAACGCAUGCCGUACGUGCUGGUCAACCGCACGGGAGUUGACUGUCAUGUGUGGGUGGAUCUGGCCGAGGGCGCGACGGCGCGCGGCGAGCGCAUUGACACGACACCAGUGCUGCUGCGCGACGGCGCCAGCCUGCCGUGGCGCUUUGAGGACUGGCGGCGGCGACGCGAGCAGCUGGAAGCUGGGUCGCACCAUCUGGGCGUGCAGUUCGCCAACGGCCAGUGGGAGUGGUUGCGGCGUGUCCAGGUUGAUCGCGAGGGCACGCGCUACUACAUGCUAACACCGGCGCUCGACGGUAUUCAACACCGUGUGGCUGUCGAUGUGCGGUUGGAUGCCGUUAACUUGGUCAAGCGCGUGGUGUUGCGCAGCCCGCUGGUGGUUGAAAACCAGACACGCGUUGCCAUGGAGGUUGCCAUGUGCGACUACCGCGGCGAGCUGCGCACUGACUCGGCUAUUAUUCAGCCGGGUGACGAGCUGCCGCUGCCCAUUAUGUUCUGCCACCAGUAUGCUGUGCGCGUACGUCCCGAGCCCGGCUUUGGCUACGCAUGGAGCAGUCAGUACGUUUUUUGGCGCGACUUUCUGGCAGCCGACGCGCGCCCCGAGCUUUGCUGCCUGCCGCAGCACCAGAGCCAGAGCCAGAGCCAGAACCAAAACCAACAGAGUGACACGGCGCCGUUCUUUGUGCACUUUAGUGCCGAGUGUGACACGCGCAACCCGGCGCUGUACAAGUACCCAUUCAUGCGCCUUGUGAUGACGCCGCCGAUGGAGAUCGAGAAUCUCCUGCCGUACGCCAUCGACCUUCUAGUUAUCGACAAGACCGCUGGGCGCCGCUGGGCCGGGUCGCUGGACCGCGGCGGCACCGCGCCGGUGCAUGCCGUGCAGCCCGGCCACCUGGUUCUCCUGAGCAUCCGCAUCCCCGACGCCGGCUUCGACCGCUGUGAAGGUACGAUCAUUGAAACCAGCGAUGAGGACGAGUACCCGACGGACGACGAGCUGGUAAUGACCGACCGCCAAGGCGUGAAGCUAGGACUGAGGCUGCACCGCAUGGACAUUCCGCGGUCCGGCGGCCAGUGCCGCCGCAUCAGCAUCUACGCACCCUAUGUUAUGGUCAACCGCACUGGCCUGCGGCUGUUCUACUCCAGCAAGGGCUUUUUCAAGGGCCGCUCGGCUGUGGCCGGCCAGCAGGGCGACGGCAGCAGUGAGGCACCAAAUAUCGGCGGGCAGAGCAGCCGGCCGCUGAUGUUCUCGUUUGGGUCCUACGACCUGCGCAACCGCGCGCUGGUGCGUGUCGCUGGGUCAGAGUGGAGCCGGCCGUUGAGCUUUGACGCCCUGGGCAGCUCGACCGAAGUAACCAUCGGGUCGAGCAGCCGGGUGGCGGACACGCACCUGGGCAUGGAGAUUGAACCGGGCCGCGGCCGCUACUCGCACACGCGCGUGGUGACCUUCACAUCGCGCUAUGUUGUCAAGAACAUCACGGGGAUGCCGCUGCAGUACCGCACGGUGUACAACACGGCGGACGCUGAAGUACUGGCGGAUGGUGAGCGCCGGCCACUGCACACGCUGCACCGCGCCCGCCGCCGGCUGCUGACCAUUGCGACAGCAGCAAAGGACCCUGAGGGCCACGCGGUGGCGGAUGUGCGCGGCGCCCGGUGGUCGGCGCCCUUCAGCAUCGAUGAUGUUGGGAGGGUGUUCAUCAGGAUGCCCCUGGAGGGCCACACUGCCGGCGAUUGGCUGGAGGUACUGGUCAAGGUAGAUAUUGUCCUGGAGGGCGCCUGCUUAUUUGUCAUUAUGCAGCGCGAGGACCAGUACUGGCCCUACCUGAUCGAGAACCGCACAGCUACAGACAUUGUCGUCUGGCAGUACCCCGAGCGCCACCAGCACGCAGACGCCGGUGGAACCAGUGGCACUUUGCCCGAUGCUGGGUCGCAGUUGCCGCGUCGGUCCUCAAUCACCAACACGUCGCCUUCGCCGUCGCCGCCGCCUGCAAUGCCCAUGAUUCCCAGCCGCGCAUCGACGGGCCAGGCGGGAGCCAGCAGCGAGCGGCAGUACGUGAUCCCCGCUGGAUCGACGCUGGACUACGCCUGGGACGUGCCCACCGCUGGCACAAAGCUCCUGGUCAUUAGCGCCCAGGGCAACACGCGCCGCAUCAGCCUGCAGGAGAUCGGCGAGCAGCGGCCGUUUAUUUUUGGCAAGCCGCCCCUACCGCCACGCCGGCCCAGCGCCAUUGCGCCAACGAGCGCUUUCGCCGCUUCUGGGCGGUCCCUGGCAGAUUACACGAUGAACAUCGAAGUGGUAGCCGCUGGCCCGCGUCAGGUGCUUAGACUCACCGGGUAUACACCCGAAACCAGCCUAUACACACCACUUCAGUUCGCAUCCUCGCCCAACGCCCUCCAGGCGGCAGCCGUAGCCCCGCGCUUAGCGCGUUCGUCUACGCAGCAGACCGCGGUGAGUGUCGGGUCGCGGCUCACAGCGGGCAGCGGCAGCGGCAGCGACAAGUUCGAGGUGAUUGACGGCGAUGAAAAGACCAGCCUUGUUUUCCGCUUUGCGCUCGAGGGUGGCAUUGGCGUGUCCCUGAUCAAUAAGUACUCGAGCGAGAUUCUCUUUGUGACGCUCGCGGAUGUUGAGCUCAAGUACACGGACUCGACGUCGAACCAGACCUUCAAGCUAACUGUGAAGUGGAUUCAGAUCGACAAUCAGAUCUACGGCGCCCUCUACCCAAUUGUCCUCUACCCGACCACCCUGGGUGUCACCAUGGCCGGGGUCUCCUCCCCACCCGCCCUCCAGGCUGUUGCCGUCCGCGCCAAGGACAAGUCCUAUGGUGUCGAGUACUUCAAAUACGCCUCAGUCCUGGCCCAGGAGAUGUCUGUGGAAUUGGACGAGGACUUUUUGUAUGCGCUAUUGGACUUUGUCAAGUUCGAUGUCCCCGGGUGGGGCGGUUCCGAGAAGGAGGAUGAUGUUACGGCGCUGGAUAUGCUGGAUUCGGCGAUUCCUGAGGUCAAGGCUUUUGAGGAGGGCCAGCAGCUGUACUUUGAGUUUUUGCAUAUUCAGCCUUUCAAGCUUAAUAUGUCCUUUAUGCGCACUCAGCGCCUGGAUGUUGGUGGGGAUCCUACGACCGCACGGUACCCGGCGGUAGCCUCAGCAGCGGCAUCCCGCACUGGUGCCAGUGGCGGUGGCGGUGGCCAGAGACCGGGAAACCAGGGCGGGCUUCCCGGUGGCAAUAGCAACAUUGGUAUUGGCGGCGAGAAGAGCGGCGAGGGCGUGGCGAGCAGCUCCGGACUGGUCGCCUAUGCGAUGAAUGUUCUGACAAUGGCUAUCGGCAACAUCAAUGAGGCGCCGAUCUUCCUCAACGCCCUAAUAAUGCAGAACGUCCGCGUCUCCCUGCCGAUUCUCGUCGACCGCAUGCACAAGCAUUACUCCCAGGAGGUCUUCAACCAAGUGUACAAGGUCGUCGGCAGCGCCAACUUCCUCGGCAACCCCGUCGGGCUUUUCAACAAUAUUAGCUCUGGCGUUUCUGAUUUCUUCUACGAGCCCUACCAAGGUUUUGUCAUGAGUGAUCGGCCACAGGAUUUCGGUUUUGGACUGGCGCGCGGCACAGCAUCGCUGUUCAAGAAGACCGUGUUUGGAAUGACUGACAGCUUCAGCAAGUUCACCGACAGCAUGUCCAAGGGGCUGUCCGCCGCAACGAUGGAUCCGCAGUACCAGUCGGAGCGCAGUAUGAGCCGUGUGCGCAACAAGCCCAAGCAUGCAAUAUACGGUGUGGCCCGCGGCGCCGAGUCCUUUGCCAAGAGUUUUGGCUCGGGACUCGCUGGCGUCGUUAUGCGGCCGAUUGAGGGAGCGGAGCAAGAAGGUGUCGGCGGGUUUUUCAAGGGUGUGGGCAAGGGGCUUGUCGGGGUGGUAACUAAGCCGGUUAUCGGAAUGUUCGACCUAGCAUCAAAUGUCACCGAGGGGAUCCGCAAUACCACGACAGUGUUUGAACGCGAUCUGGACCGCCAGAGACUGCCCCGGUAUAUUGGCCGCGAUGGUAUUAUCUGCGCAUACUCUGGCCGUGAGGCUCUGGGCCAGGCGUGGAUGCGGGAGCUCAACAAGGGUGCGUACGCGUAUGACAACUACCUGGCACAUUUGGAGCUGCCAGGAUCCAACAUGGUUGUGCUCCUGACGUACCAGCGGUUGGUCAUGUUCCGUAGGGCAAAACCGGAUGAGGCUGGGAUGGCGGUGGGCGCUGCAGGGUCGUCGGCGGAGACUGGUAAUGCUACGGGCGCUAUUGGGGUGAGCGCCGCUAAUGCGUCGAAGGCGCAGGUUGAGUGGGAGCAGGAGAUCAAGAGCCUGCACAGUAUUCAGCUCGAGGCCACUGGGAUUUCUCUUAAACUGCCGGCCACAUCAGAGGGGUACGUGCCCCCGGGUCCUUUUAUUCCGAUAUCGGAUGCUCGGAGCCGCAGGUGGUUCUACGAUCAGAUCAGAGAAGCUGUCAAGGCUCUGAUUGACCAUCGCAAGGAGCUCGGUUAAGACCCAAUUUUCUUUUUUUUCCUCAUCUUUCUC
Kickxella alabastrina is the source of this 11194-nucleotide messenger RNA. RefSeq lists its product as uncharacterized. The record is from RefSeq and is a predicted model, not a curated record. The transcript is spliced from 2 exons. Gene Ontology annotation, cellular component: extrinsic component of membrane. Gene Ontology annotation, biological process: protein targeting to vacuole; late endosome to vacuole transport; protein retention in Golgi apparatus. The coding region runs from base 167 to 11161 and encodes 3664 amino acids. NCBI's taxonomy places the organism in Eukaryota, Fungi, Kickxellomycota, Kickxellomycetes, Kickxellales, Kickxellaceae.